Molecule: messenger RNA, 2322 nt
Organism: Salpingoeca rosetta
Lineage: Eukaryota; Choanoflagellata; Craspedida; Salpingoecidae
Product: CAMK/CAMK2 protein kinase
Exons: 12
Coding region: 217-1656 (479 amino acids)
Biological process (GO): protein phosphorylation
Cellular component (GO): cytoplasm; neuron projection
Molecular function (GO): calcium/calmodulin-dependent protein kinase activity; calmodulin binding; ATP binding
Source: RefSeq, a predicted model, not a curated record
ACUGAGUUGGCUUGUUGUUCUCGUUGUUGUGCGCCACCACCACCACUCUCUCUCUCGCUUCGUGUUCUUUGUUUUGCUUGACCACACACACACACGCACGCACACAUCCCACCUCAGUACCUCGGCCGCUGUUGUUGUCUUGUCCUCCCCUCCACCCUCGGGCUUCUUUGCUUCUUCUACGCUCCUUCGUUGCGUGGCCGCCUUGACUUACUGACCAUGGAAACUGAAACCAGCUUCUUCGACCUCUACGACGUCGACCUCAAGGACAAGCGCUCCGUGAUUGGAAAGGGAGCGUUCAGCACGGUGCACCGCUGUGUCAACAAGCGGACUGGCGAAGUGUGCGCCGUCAAGGUGAUUGCCCUCAAGAGCCUCAGAUCUUCAGAAAUCAACAAGAUUAAGCGGGAAAUCGGCAUCUGCUCCAGUUUGCAACACGAACACAUUGUGUCUAUGCGGCGUGCCUUCCGCGACGAGUCGCACUUCUACCUCGUGUUUGAGUACGUCUCUGGCGGCGAGCUGUUUGACGAGAUUGUCACGCGCAAGUUCUACAAUGAGAAGGACGCCAGUGCCUGCAUGCACCAGAUUCUCUCCGCCCUCCAACACUGCCACUCCAAGAACAUCAUCCAUCGCGACCUCAAGCCGGAAAACCUGUUGCUUGCAAGCAAAGAUCCAAAUGCGCCCGUCAAGAUCACCGACUUUGGCCUUGCCGUCAUCAUGGAGCAAGGCCCAACAUACUUUGGGUUUGCCGGGACCCCCGGGUAUCUGAGUCCCGAGGUGAUUCGUCGCGUUCCGUACGACACGGCGGUGGACGUAUGGGCCUGUGGCGUCAUCCUGUACAUUCUUCUGGUUGGCUACCCGCCGUUUUGGGAGGAGGACCACCAGAAACUCUAUGCGCAGAUCAAGAACUGCCAGUACGACUUUCCUUCGCCGGAGUGGGACUCCGUCACCACUGCAGCCAAGGAAUUGAUCAAAGCGAUGCUUGAGCCAAAUCCAAAGCGCCGCCCAACGGUGCAAGAGCUGCUCCAGCAUCCCUGGAUCGCGCGGCGCGACGUCCCCGGCAGCGUGCACCGUCAGGCCACGCUGGAGGAGCUGAAGAAGUUCAACGCCCGCCGCAAGCUCAAGGGCGGGGUCAAUGCUGUGAUUGGGGUGAGCAAGAUGAUGCGGACAAUGCAGGAGGCGACGCGUGCCCUCACGCUUUCCGCCAAGAGCAAACAGGCUGCCACCGUCGCCGAGAAACAGGACACCCUUGUCCCGGCAGGCCCAGCAAAGGCGGUGCUGGAGGUGAAUGACGAGCUCCUCAAGGCCGUUGCUUCUGGCGACUGGGACGCAUACACGACCAUGGUUGAUCCAAACGUGACAUGCUUUGAGCCCGAGGCCGCCGGCGUCCUGGCAAAGGGCCUCGCUUUCCACAAGUUCUUCUUCGAUAACCGCUCGCCGAACGCGGACAAGAUGAAGACGACUCUCCACGAUCCGGCCGUACAAAUGUUUGGCGACACCGCCAUUGUCACCGCCCUCCGCGUUGUCCAGUUUGUCGCUGACGAUGGUCCAAAGACGACACGAUACGAGGAGACACGCGUAUGGGUGAAGGACGCGGCGUUCAAGUUUGGAUGGAAGCUCGUGCACUUCCACCGCUCCGGUGCUCACGCCACGCCAAACUGACCUGACCAACGACAAUCACCAUGCACCGUGGCAUCCAGCAACACCAUCACAUAUGGCGACCAGUGUCUGCAGCAGCAAUUGCAGUCGUGGCAUGCUACAUUGCUUCCGUCUCAUGCAGAAACAGCAACUCUUCCACAACAACAGUGUGUGUGUUUGGAACGUUGUGAUGGUUGCGGUGUUUGCCCACUCUUCGUCCCGUUAUGGCACAUUGCCGGUGUCGCAGCAUUCACGCGCGUGCACUUGGUGUUGUCGUCCGUGGUCCUCUGUUCGCUUCUCUGGUGUGGGAGUUCUCAUCUUCCAUGUUGCAAUUGUGUCUUUGUUCUGGUUGUGUUUUGGUCCUGGUACUGACCGCUUAGCUGUCCCCACCCCUCCAGUGCGUGCACGUGGUGCAACCUGUCUCUCGCUUUGACUGCUUUGACUGCGAGACACGUUUGCUUGCUCGUUGUGUGUUGGAAUGGUUGCGCUCUUGGGUCGUUCUUCCUUCUCUCUUGCCUUCCUGUUACGCCGUUUGUCCUUUUCUCCCUGCUCUUUGUGCUGUUGGUGUGUGUGCGUGUAUGUGUGCGUUGCCUUGCAUGUGUGUUUUCCUCGCCACUUUUGUUCUCUUCUCACUCUCUCAAACCGAAUAAACCAACCCACGCACACUUGUGACGUGACGUGAUGUCACAU